CGGGGAGCUUGUCUGGCGCUCCCCUCCUCCUUUCUCCCUCCACUUCUCGAGUGAGUGGCCAUGAGUCGGGCCGUGGGAGUCCUGCGGGCCGGCCGGAGAGUGGGCGCCGGGAGAGUCAAUUGGCUGUGUCCCCGCCGGGUGGCGGGCCUCCCUCUGACGGGCGCUUGGGCCGUCCCCCCCGUGUGCAAGAUGGCAACCGUCAGGUGUGAGCUGAUCAAGAACUUCGCUCCCGAGGAGGCCGUGCCUCACAACAAGGUCUCCAUCAUUGGAACCGGAUCGGUUGGCAUGGCCUGUGCUAUCAGCAUCCUGUUAAGGGGCUUGACCGACGAACUUGCCCUUGUGGAUGUCCAUGAAGACAAACUGCAGGGGGAGACGAUGGAUCUUCAGCAUGGCAGCCCCUUCGUGAAAAUGCCAGCUAUUGUGUCCAGCAGAGAUUACCGCGUCACUGCAAACUCCAGCCUCGUGGUCAUCACCGCAGGGGCACGCCAGGAAAAAGGGGAAACACGGCUUAAUUUAGUCCAUCGAAAUGUGGACAUCUUUAAAUUAAUGAUUUCCAGUAUUACCCAGUAUAGCCCUCGCUGCAAAAUGAUCGUUGUUUCCAACCCAGUGGAUGUACUAACUUACGUGACCUGGAAGUUGAGCGAAUUUCCCCCAAACCGUGUUAUUGGAAAUGGUUGUAAUCUGGACACGGCCCGUUUCCGUUUCUUGAUUGGGCAGAAGCUCGGUAUCCACUCUGACAACUGUCAUGGGUGGGUCGUGGGAGAGCAUGGAGACUCGAGUGUGCCUGUGUGGAGUGGAGUGAACGUCGCUGGUGUCCCUCUGAAGAAUCUGAACUCAGACAUAGGAACUGAUCAAGAUCCUGAGCAGUGGAAGAAUGUCCACAAAGAUGUGGUCGCUAGUGCCUAUGAGAUUAUUAGAAUGAAAGGUUAUACUUCUUGGGCCAUUGGCCUAUCUGUAGCUGAUUUAACAGAAAGUAUUUUGAAGAAUCUUAGAAGAGUGCAUCCAGUUUCCACAUUAGUUAAGGGUCUCUAUGGAAUAAAUGAAGAAGUAUUCCUCAGUGUUCCGUGUAUCUUGGGAGAGAAUGGUAUUACAGACCUUAUAAAGAUAAAGCUGACCACAGAAGAAGAGGCAUGUCUGAAGAAGAGUGCAGAAACGCUUUGGGAAAUUCAGAAGGAGCUCAAGCUUUAAAGUUGUUGGAAACUACCUUUUGAAGUUACUGAAGGGAUAGUAGUUACAGGGUUUUGUAUGUCAA
Molecule: messenger RNA, 1252 nt
Organism: Lontra canadensis (Northern American river otter)
Lineage: Eukaryota; Metazoa; Chordata; Mammalia; Carnivora; Mustelidae
Product: L-lactate dehydrogenase A-like 6A
Exons: 1
Coding region: 61-1188 (375 amino acids)
Biological process (GO): carboxylic acid metabolic process
Cellular component (GO): cytoplasm
Molecular function (GO): L-lactate dehydrogenase (NAD+) activity
Source: RefSeq, a predicted model, not a curated record